Molecule: messenger RNA, 2652 nt
Organism: Sphaeramia orbicularis (orbiculate cardinalfish)
Lineage: Eukaryota; Metazoa; Chordata; Actinopteri; Kurtiformes; Apogonidae
Product: leucine-rich repeat and transmembrane domain-containing protein 2-like
Exons: 4
Coding region: 502-1713 (403 amino acids)
Cellular component (GO): plasma membrane
Molecular function (GO): protein binding
Source: RefSeq, a predicted model, not a curated record
GCUCUCUCAUUCGGUAGGCUGGGUGUGUUGGACAGAGCGCUGAGACGAUCAGAGGAAGCAGAGAGAGAAUUGCUGUGGAGGAAGAGGAGGACGAAAGAAAGCCGUAUUGGAUCCGGAAUAAAACUCCAGUUCGGCUUCUGGUUUCAUGCUUUAAAGACGCUUCCGGUCUCUGUUUUUAAACGGGAAUCAAGCUUUGUGGUUUUUAAAGUAAAGACCAGUAUCUGUCAUUCAGUUACAAAGACAAGUGUGAUUUCUGGCUCCAAAGUGAAAUCCAUAUUCUGGAGAACAGAGUCUGUUCUUUGAUUUUUAAGACUGAAUCUGGAUUUUUGGCAUCUUUUCUGAGCACUGCAGAUGAAGGAGAGGGAGAACAGUUUCUGUCCUCUUUCUCUGUUUGGAGGCUGAAGCAGCAGAGCAGAUGGACUUCCUGGUUGAUUGGGUGUUGGUGUGACCUGGCAGAUAGAGGUGUCACCCUGAAGCUUCAGCAGAAUCGAUGUGACAGACAUGAAGAUCUUGUACAACUAUGGACAAAACUAUGUGGAGAGUCUGGUCUAUGCUACACUGUCCAGUCUGGUUCUGGUUCUCCUGGGACUACUGGGCUCGGUCCACGGCUGUCCUGGUAUCUGCAGCUGCUACGGAAACACCACUGAUUGCUCUGCUGUCGGCCUCGUCUCUCUGACACCAAUCCUAGCACUUCUGGAUCAAGACUCUCUGAUCCUCCGCCUGUCCCAAAACAACCUCUCCUCUCUGGGCACUACAGAACUGUCCAACUGCAGCAACCUGGAACUCCUAGAUCUUUCCCAGAACCACUUUUCCACCUUGCAGCCUGGAGCUUUUUCAGGCCUGACUGGUCUGCGCUGGCUCAACCUCUCUGCUAACUACCUCGGAGUGCGCCUCACAACCUCUGACCCCAACAAUAGCGUAGAGGUUAUCCACGGCUUAAACAGAAGUCAAGGAAGCAUCGGCCUGAGCAAAGAGGUUUUCAGGGGGCUGUGGCAUCUGCGAGGGCUCGACCUGUCUUCUAACGGCCUCCUGUGGCUGCCUAAAGGCCUGCUGGAUGGGCUACAAGGGCUGUCCUGGCUUUCUCUCGCCAGCAACAGGCUUGCGGCCCUUGACAGAGUCACCUUCGAGCCCUUGGUUGGGCUACAGCAGCUCCAGCUCGCGGGAAACCCUUGGGAGUGCGACUGUAAGCUGAGGGAUUUCAAGCACUGGAUGGAGUGGUUGAUUUACAGGGAUGGGCAGGUAGAUGCGAUGCGGUGCAGUCUCCCCGGGAAUCUGAAGGGCAGGGACAUCCGCAGCGUGCCAGCAGAGAUGUUUAGCUACUGCCUGCAGAGUCAGACCAAGGAAGGCCCGCCAGGUUACUCGACCCGGCCUCCCUGCCCGCCCGGACGGGUCAGCAGCAACGAGGAAUGCGUCCGCCAGCGAUACCGACCCGUCAGCGUCCGCAGAGCCCACGGCACGCAAAUAAUAGCAGGUGUUGUUUGUGGCACGGUUUGUGUUAUGAUGGUGGUUGCGGCGACCUACGGCUGCGUCUACGCCUCAUUGAUGGCGAGGUACCAGAGAGAGAUGAAGAGCCGGGGUCAACCUCUGAUGGCCGAGUCUGGAGGCGAGACAGACCUGGAGGAUGGACAAAUGUCAUCUCCAACCUCACCAGACGAGAUGCCACCUAAAGAAGCAUGUGGCAUUGUGCAUGGGUAUCGAAUCAGCAGCUUCUGACCCACUGCUGCUUCUGGAUCUCAUAUGAGUCCAGAUGGAUCCUGCUGCCUCAGCUCCUCAGCUCUUAUCACUGAUGAGAGAACGUCUUGGGAGAGAAACCCUGUGGCUCUAUGAUUGUGCUGAAAAUCUCUGGGCAUGGACUGAUUGUACACCUAAUGGACUUGACUCAAUUCAGAGAAGCUGGAAUGCUGCAGCACUUCUUUUAAUGUAUGGAUGCUCUGUGAAUUGUUAUUCCCUGCGCUGCAUCUUUCAGCCAGCUUUUAAACUCCUCUGAAGCUGCUAUUUGGCACUUCUGCACCUUGACUUCCCUUCAUCUGUGUUUUUCUUUCUUCUUCAAAAAUAUUAAACUACCUUUUUGUUCAAGGCGUCUGUCUUUGUACCUGAGCCCAACAAGCACAAAUCUCAUGUGAAUCAGUGAAACGUGACAUUUCUCCUGUUGUUUGCUGCACAAAUGUUCUUUUAUCUUGAUUACCCUUUUCUGUUCCAUGUGAUACUUAACACCUACAUUUUAAGAAGUAUUUCUAUUAGUUGAAUACCCUGUUGCAUUCUAUCAGAUCAUUUAAACCAUAUCAGAGUGGCGUUGCUUCCAGAGAAAUGCUGCUUCAAGCUUUGUUACUCAGAUAAACUGCAAUCAAACCCAAACUAGAGCUGUACUGCCACCUAGAGGGCAAGCUUUGAGCUACAACAGCUUCCAAUUCAGCACAAACUCAGAUGCUCAGACAUAUGGUUAAGACAACAAUUAUAAUCCCAGCAGUGCAAAAGUAAAAUAAAAUGAAAGAUGACGUUAUGAGGAUGUUUGCAGAAAUGAAGUGUAACCUCCAAAUGUGUGUUUUUGAUUUAUUUUGUCCAUAUUUUCUGUGGAAAGCACAUCAAACGUAUCAAAUUUAACUUGAGGACUGUUAAUGAUGCUGAAAAUAAUAAACUAUAUUUAUCUAAAAA